GCGAACAUAACCUCAAAACGUCAACACAAAACACGAGACGCACGAUUUUGUUGGAAAAUAUUGUUUUUUUUUUUAAAUUAGUGAUAUUUUUUAAAUAUGUGCAGUGUAAAUGACGACGAUUGUGAAAUUGGGACUGAAACACCGAUAAUUUCCAAAACAAUUGAUUUGAAUGACACAAAAUGUAAAAAAUGUGAGGAAAAAGAAACGGCAAUUGUAUUGAGGGGAAAAGAUGCAUAUUGUAAAAAUUGUUUUCUCGCCUCGUCAACACAUAAAUUUCGUGCAACAUUGGGAAAAUCGAAAAUUGUUCGUCCCAAUGACAAAAUACUCGUUGCACAUUCUGGUCGUGCAGCAUCGUCAAUUUUACUUCAUUUAAUUCGUGCUGGAAUGCAAGAAUCUACUCACAAAAGACUUGUUUUUAAAUCGACAGUUCUUUACAUUGACGAGGGAAUUUUGGAAGGAAAAACUUUAGAUCAACGACGUGAAAGUGUAAAUAAAAUUUCUGAUCAAAUAAAAAAUUUCGGUUUUAAUGGAUUUUUCACAACAAUAAAUGAAUCUCUCACGGAAUUGAUGCCAAAAAUUUCUCCCAUUGAUUCAACGAUUAUAAAUGAUGAAAAUGAGGAAAUAAAAAAAAUUUUCGCAUCACUAAACGAUGAAUCGGCAAAAAAAGAUCUUCUAUUAAAAUUACGAUCGAGACUUUUACAUCGUGUAGCAUUACAGCUUAAUUGUAAUAAAAUAUUUACCGCCGAAUCAGCAACUUCUCUUUCAAUAUCAAUUUUAAAUAAUAUCUCAAUGGGUCGUGGUGCACAUCUUUCAUUGGAUGUUGGUUUUAUUGAUACACGUUAUUCAGAUACAAUGAUAUUACGACCAAUGAGAGGAUUUACAACAAUGGAAAUUGAUUAUUAUUCCCAAUUUCAUAAUGUGGAAAUACCAAUAGUAAAAUUAAAAAAUUUUAACGAUAAAAAUAAAUUAAAAUCAAUUCAAAAUUUAAUUAGUCAAUUUGUCAAUGAAAUGGACGCUGAAUCACAUGGUACAGUUUCAACUGUAUUGCGAACUGGUGAAAAACUUUGUACAUUAAUUUCAAAGGAGAAAAAUGAAAAAUUUUGCAUAUUAUGUAAUGCUACACUCGAUACGGAAUUAAAUAAUAGUGAAAUUUGUGCAAUUCAAGCGACAAAUUAUUCACAAUUUGUUUCGACUAAUGUCAUUGAAUUGAAUGGUGGAAAAAAUUAUGAGAGUUUAAUUAAAAAAAUCGAGUCAAAUUGUGAGAAAAAAGUAACAGAUAAAAAUUGUGAAUCAAAGGAGACGAAAAUAAUUAAAGAAAAUGAUAAAAAAGUUGAGGAAAAUUCUGAAAUUGAAGAAAAUAAUUGUAAUCGUGAUUGUGAAUGUAAAAAAAAUUGUACGGAAAAAACAGAGGAUGAUGUGAAAAUUUUAAAAAAGAAUUUAUGUUAUGGAUGUCAAUUGAUUGUUGUUAAUUUUAAGGAUGUAAAUGAUAUUCCAAUUUUUAUGAUAAACAACGCGAGGAAUUCAAUGUCAUUUAGAAAAAUGCAUGAGGAAAUUGCUGAAUUUUUAUUAUGAAAAUAAAAUAAAUUACAAAAGAAAAAAAACGGAAAAAAAGUAAAUAAAAAUAAAUUAAUUAAAGAAUUUUUAAUUAAUUAA
Molecule: messenger RNA, 1653 nt
Organism: Leptopilina boulardi
Lineage: Eukaryota; Metazoa; Arthropoda; Insecta; Hymenoptera; Figitidae
Gene: Ctu2
Product: cytoplasmic tRNA 2-thiolation protein 2
Exons: 3
Coding region: 97-1572 (491 amino acids)
Biological process (GO): tRNA wobble position uridine thiolation
Cellular component (GO): cytosol
Molecular function (GO): sulfurtransferase activity; tRNA binding
Source: RefSeq, a predicted model, not a curated record